AUGUGUAGGACGAUAACGAAGACAAUUCAAACGAUGGGACCCAGCCAUCCAAAAGGAGGCGGAUGGGCUCAGGAGACAGCUCCAGGAGCUGUGACACUUCGAGUCAAGACCUCGGCUUCAGCUACUAUCCAGCGGAAAAUCUGAUCGAGUACAAGUGGCCGCCCGACGAAGCGGGAGAGUACUACAUGCUCCAGGAGCAAGUCAGCGAAUACCUGGGCGUGACCUCCUUCAAGCGGAAGUACCCAGAUUUAGAGCGACGAGAUUUGUCUCAUAAGGAGAAACUCUACCUGAGAGAGCUAAAUGUCAUCACAGAAACUCAGUGCACUUUAGGUUUAACAGCAUUGCGCAGUGAUGAAGUCAUUGAUUUAAUGAUAAAAGAAUAUCCAGCCAAACAUGCUGAAUAUUCUGUCAUUCUGCAAGAAAAAGAGCGUCAGCGCAUCACAGACCACUAUAAAGAGUAUUCGCAAAUGCAACAGCAGAAUACUCAGAAAGUUGAAGCCAGCAAAGUGCCUGAGUACAUUAAGAAAGCGGCCAAAAAAGCAGCUGAAUUUAACAGCAACCUGAACCGGGAGCGUCUGGAGGAGAGAAGAGCUUACUUUGACCUGCAGACACAUGUUAUUCAGGUGCCUCAGGGCAAAUACAAAGUGUUGCCCACAGAGCGGACCAAGGUCAGUUCCUACCCGGUGGCUCUCAUCCCAGGGCAGUUCCAGGAGUAUUACAAAAGGUACUCACCAGAUGAACUGCGGUAUUUGCCGUUAAACACGGCGCUUUACGAGCCCCCGCUGGACCCCGAGCUCCCUGCUCUAGACAGUGACGGUGACUCCGACGAGGCGGAAGACAGUCGGGGUGAUGAGAAACGGAGAAGUAAAGGCACUUCGGACAGCUCCUCCGGCAACGCAUCCGAGGGAGAAGGCCUUCCAGACGGCCAGGAGGAGCCUCUGCCGGGAAGACAGCGGUCCAGGGACAAGGCCACUACUCCAAGAAAAGACGCUUCCAAGCGUUCUGUACUGUCCAAGUCAGUUCCUGGGUACAAGGUUCACGGUGAACAUCGUGUCAUUCUUGUCCAGGCUGUGAUGUCCGAGUGUUCCCCAACCCCCGAGUCUCAGCCAAAGGUCAUUCCAAAUGCUCUAUGUGGAAUUUGUCUGAAGGGUAAGGAGUCCAACAAGAAAGGGAAGGCUGAGUCACUGAUACACUGCUCCCAGUGUGAUAACAGCGGCCACCCUUCUUGCCUGGACAUGACCCUGGAGCUUGUUUCUAUGAUUAAGACCUACCCAUGGCAGUGUAUGGAGUGUAAGACUUGCAUUAUUUGUGGACAGCCCCACCACGAAGAAGAAAUGAUGUUCUGUGAUGUGUGUGACAGAGGUUAUCAUACUUUUUGUGUGGGCCUUGGUGCUAUUCCAUCAGGUCGCUGGAUUUGUGACUGUUGUCAGCGAGCUCCCCCAACACCCAGGAAGGUGGGCAGAAGGGGGAAAAACAGCAAAGAGGGAUAGUAAUUUGACCCAGUACUGUAAUACGCACUUAAAUGAGAUAUUUGGUGCCAAUUUAUUUACAAUUCUCAUUUUUAUGCCAAUAAAAGUUUUUUGAAAUUAAC
Messenger RNA from Vicugna pacos (alpaca), 1591 nucleotides. The record is from RefSeq and is a predicted model, not a curated record. NCBI's taxonomy places the organism in Eukaryota, Metazoa, Chordata, Mammalia, Artiodactyla, Camelidae.